AUGCAUUCCUAUCUAAGUCUUACCCAACCGCCACUCCCUUAUCCUUUUUCCCUCCAAACAAAUCCCCACUCUCUCAUUCUCCCCACUCCCAAUCAUCCUCCUCCACCGACCGCCACCGCCUCCGCCACCGACGCCACCGCCGUAGAACGCCGUUCUCAAUCUCAAUGGACCGACCUCCUCCGCUUCCAAACCCAAUCCUCCUACUUCCGCGACGCCAUCUCCACCUACGCCAGCAUGCUCGCAGCCGCCGCACCUCCCGACAACUUCGCCUUCCCCGCCGUCCUCAAGGCCGCCACCGCCGUCCACGACCUCAGCCUCGGGAAGCAAAUCCACGCGCACGUCUUCAAGUUUGGUCACGCACCCUCAGUCGCCGUGGCUAACACCCUCGUCAACAUGUACGGCAAAUGCGGCGACCUCUCCGCCGCGCGCCGAGUGUUCGACAAAAUCCCCGACCGAGACCACGUGUCGUGGAACUCCAUGAUCGCGACGCUGUGUCGGUUCGAGGAGUGGGAGCUGUCCCUGCACUUGUUUCGGUUAAUGCUGUCGGAAAACGUGGACCCCACGUCGUUUACGUUGGUAAGCGUGGCACACGCAUGCUCGCACGUGCGUGGUGGCACGCGGUUCGGGAAGGAAGUGCAUGCGUAUACUCUGAGAAACGAUGAUUUGAGAACUUACACCAGCAAUGCGUUGGUGACCAUGUAUGCGAGAUUGGGGAGAGUUAACUACGCUAAGACAUUGUUUGAUGUGUUCGAUGGCAAAGACAUGGUGUCUUGGAACACUAUUAUCAGUUCUCUUUCUCAGAAUGAUAGGUUUGAGGAAGCGUUGAUGUAUAUGUAUCUUAUGAUUGUUGAUGGGGUUAGGCCUGAUGGAGUUACAUUGGCGAGUGUUUUGCCAGCUUGUUCUCAAUUGGAGAGGUUGAGGAUUGGGAGGGAAAUCCAUUGCUAUGCAUUGAGGAAUGGGGAUUUGAUUGAUAAUUCGUUUGUUGGGACUGCGUUGGUUGACAUGUAUUGUAAUUGCAAGCAGGCUGAGAAGGGUAUGUUGAUUUUUGAUGGGGUGUUGAGGAGGACGGUGUCGGUUUGGAAUGCCAUGAUUGCUGGUUAUGCGCGGAAUGAGUUUGAUGAUCAAGCGUUGAGACUGUUUAUUGAGAUGGUUUCCGAGUCUGAGUUUUGUCCAAAUGCCACUACUUUGUCUAGUGUGUUGCCUGCUUGUGUGCGUUGCGAGGCGUUUUUGGACAAAGAAGGGAUCCAUGGUUACAUUGUGAAGAGGGGAUUUGGGAAGGAUAAGUAUGUGCAGAAUGCGUUGAUGGACAUGUAUUCCAGGAUGGGAAGGAUUGAAAUUUCGAAGAUGAUAUUUGGUGGGAUGGGUAGAAGGGAUAUAGUAUCUUGGAACACUAUGAUCACUGGCUGUGUUGUUUGUGGGCAGUAUGAUGAUGCGCUAAAUCUUCUGCAUGAGAUGCAAAGAGGUCAAGUAGAAGUUGGGAGUGACACAUUCGCUGAUUCCGAGGAUGAUGAGAGAAUUCCCCUUAAGCCGAAUUCGGUAACUCUAAUGACGGUGCUUCCAGGUUGUGCUGCCUUGGCAGCGUUAGGUAAAGGAAAGGAGAUUCAUGCUUAUGCUGUUAAACAAAUGCUGGCAAUGGAUGUUGCUGUGGGAAGUGCAUUGGUUGACAUGUAUGCAAAAUGUGGUUGCCUGAACUUGGCUAGGAUAGUCUUCGAUCAAAUGCCCAUAAGAAAUGUUAUUACUUGGAAUGUUCUUAUCAUGGCUUAUGGGAUGCAUGGAAAAGGGGAAGAAGCUUUGAAGCUUUUUACAAGAAUGACAGCAGGAGGCAGCGAUAGGGAAGUAAUAAGGCCCAAUGAAGUGACCUAUAUAGCUAUCUUUGCUGCUUGUAGUCAUUCUGGGAUGGUGGAUGAUGGCCUUCAUUUAUUCCAUACAAUGAAAGCUAGCCAUGGGAUUGAACCCAGAGCUGACCAUUAUGCUUGUCUUGUGGACUUGCUUGGCCGAUCUGGUCGGAUCAAAGAGGCCUACGAAUUGAUCCACACAAUGCCAUCCAAUUUGAACAAAGUAGAUGCAUGGAGUAGUUUGCUUGGUGCCUGUAGGAUUCACCAGAGUGUAAAAAUUGGUGAAAUUGCAGUAAAGAACCUGCUUGUCUUGGAGCCAAAUGUAGCUAGCCAUUAUGUUCUACUGUCUAACAUAUACUCCUCAGCUGGACUCUGGGAACAGGCAAUGGAAGUGCGGAAGAAAAUGAAGCAAAUGGGAGUAAGAAAAGAACCUGGUUGUAGUUGGAUUGAGCAUGGUGAUGAGGUUCAUAAGUUUUUGGCAGGGGAUGCUUCACACCCACAAAGUAAAGAACUUCAUGCGUAUCUUGAAACUCUGUCCCAGAGAAUGAGAAAGGAGGGCUAUGUGCCUGAUACUUCAUGUGUGCUUCACAAUGUUGACGAUGAAGAAAAAGAAACUAUGCUCUGUGGGCAUAGUGAGAGACUGGCGAUAGCUUUUGGCCUUUUAAACACCCCUCCAGGGACUACCAUCAGAGUUGCCAAAAACCUUCGGGUUUGCAAUGACUGCCAUGUUGCCACUAAAAUCAUAUCAAAGAUUGUGGACAGGGAAAUCAUUCUCAGAGAUGUUAGAAGGUUCCAUCAUUUCAGAAAUGGAACUUGCUCUUGUGGGGAUUACUGGUAA
Messenger RNA from Sphenostylis stenocarpa, 2673 nucleotides. Lineage: Eukaryota; Viridiplantae; Streptophyta; Magnoliopsida; Fabales; Fabaceae. The record is from the annotation of a GenBank genome assembly.